Molecule: messenger RNA, 1113 nt
Organism: Sphenostylis stenocarpa
Lineage: Eukaryota; Viridiplantae; Streptophyta; Magnoliopsida; Fabales; Fabaceae
Source: the annotation of a GenBank genome assembly
AUGUUAUUGACCUUACUUUCAGGAUCACUCUUUGGUUCUUCGCAUAUUUGUGGUGCACCAUCUUCACCUUUUGGUAAACUCAUCAGCUUCUUCAAUUCAAGGGGUAUAUCAGAAGCUGGUGGUGGUUUCAUCAAUCUGAUGGAGGAAAAUCUGCCUCCUGGAUUCAGGUUCCAUCCUACAGACGAAGAACUCAUCACAUGUUAUCUUACAAAGAAGGUUUCUGAUUCUAGCUUCACAUCCAAAGCUAUAGCAGUUGUUGAUCUCAACAAAUCUGAACCUUGGGACCUACCAGGAAAGGCCUCCAUGGGAGAAAAAGAGUGGUACUUCUUUAGCUUAAGAGACAGAAAGUAUCCAACUGGACUUCGAACAAACCGAGCCACUGAAUCAGGUUACUGGAAAACCACAGGGAAAGACAAGGAAAUUUUUCGUACUGGUGUUUUGGUAGGAAUGAAGAAAACCCUAGUUUUCUACAGGGGUAGAGCUCCAAAGGGAGAGAAAAGUAAUUGGGUCAUGCACGAGUAUAGACUAGAAAACAAGCAUCACUUAAGACCUUCCAAGGAUGAAUGGGUGGUUUGCAGGGUUUUCCAAAAGAGCUUACAAACGAAGAAACCACAGGAAACUCCCUCAUCACAACCAGAGUCCCCAUGUGACACAGCCUCAAUGGUCAAUGAAUUUGGUGAUGUUGAGCUUCCUAAUCUAAAUAGCAUUGCAAAUUCCUCAGGUGGACUCACUAACAACAUUUCAGGACAGAGUUUUAUGAAUGCUGAUCUCAGUAAUAGUGUUAACACAAACAUGAACUUGGCCAUGAACUGGCCAGUUGCAAGUGAGGUUCAGGUUCCCUCUCUUCCAUCCCUACCAUGGCCUUCUGGGUUGCUAAAUUCAAGUCUUUCUGUAAAUUCAUUGCUUCUCAAGGCAUUACAAAUUAGGAGUUAUCAACAAAGAGAAGCAGCAGUAGCUACAGAUCAUUUUGCAUCAUAUAUGGCUCAAGGAGUUUCCCAAGUUGGAACUGACCUAAGUUCAAAUCUCAGUGCCUCUUCUUCAAAAGUUCUAGAAUGUAUGCCACAGCAGCAACAACAACAGGAGCAACCAUUCAAUUUGGACUCCAUUUGGUGA